UUAAUAAUAAAUGAAAAAUGCAUAGAAUCUAGACUCUAUUAUAAAUUAAAGCUAGAGAAUAUCCCAUAUAGAUUAAGAUUCUAUCUGAAUCUGCACUCUAAGAAUAGUCUCUCGUCUAGGUCUACUUUAGAUCUAGUUAGAUAUUUAUACCAGAUCUAUAUCAAUUAAUAAUUGUUAAUAUUAUAUGUCCAAUCUGUCUAGUAUUACUAGAGUAAUAUAACAUAAGUUGAAUUACACAAAAAUAAAAUGGAAAAAGAUUUGAUGAAAAAAAAAUUCGGUCUUCCUCCACUACCAAAUUUGGGCUCUGGUCCUCCAGGAAAAAGAAACAUGAUACGUAAAAAAGAUUACAGCCCUGUCUACUGGGACAAGUACUUUGAUCAUAAGAAGGACUUAGUAACCUCCACUGGUGAUACUUUCAGAAUAUACGAAAAAGGUAGUGAAGGACCUGUUUUAUUCUUUCUGCAUGGAGGAGGAUUCUCUGCAUUGUCUUGGGCACUUUUAUCAACUCAUGUUACUACAUUAGUCAAGUGCAGAUGUGUGGCUGUAGAUUUGAGAGGUCAUGGAGACAGUGUGACAAGUGAUGAUACCAAUUUAAGUGCUGAACAAAUGUCAAGUGAUGUUGGAAACAUCAUUCACAGUCUCUACAAUGAUGACCCCCCUCCUGUCAUUCUAGUUGGACACAGCAUGGGAGGAGCCAUUGCAGUUCACACUGCUGUCAGACAUCUUGUAUCCACAUUGAUAGGCCUGGCAGUCAUUGACGUUGUUGAAGGGACAGCCUUGGAAGCCCUAACAAGCAUGCAGUCAUUUUUGAGGGGGAGGCCAAGAACAUUUGAGUCCAUGGAUAAAGCAAUUGAAUGGGCUGUUCGAAGUGGACAGAUACUGAACCUAGAAUCGGCACGCGUUUCUAUGGUUGGCCAGCUGAAAAGUGAAUCUUCUAAUGAAACGGGGGCAGAAGAGUUGGAGCAUCAGCAUGUUAGCUGCAGUGACACCAUUGAGGAGGAAGAGGAUGAAGAUAAAGCUUCCCAGGCAUCUACUGUGGGCCAGUUUAAGAAGCCUGCAGAUCCACAGUCUAUGAGUACUCACAGAUACACCUGGAGAAUAGACUUAUCAAAGACUGAAAAGUUUUGGCAAGGAUGGUUUGAAGGAUUGUCCCAAAAGUUUUUAUCCUGUGAGGCACCAAAAAUGCUGAUCUUGGCGGGCCCAGACAGACUGGACAAAGAUCUGACCAUUGGACAAAUGCAAGGAAAGUUUCAAAUGAACUUGCUACCUCAAUGUGGCCAUGCAGUACAUGAAGACGUGCCAGAUAGGGUUGCUGAUGUCCUGGCCAAUUUUAUGAUCAGACAUCGUGUUGCAGAAGCCAUUGGUAACUUUGAAAGAUCAGUUCCAGGUUGUUAAAAUGUCAAUGUUAGAGAUCUGCUCAGCCCUGCAUUAAACAGAAUUUCAAAGACUUUUAUGAUGUGUGUUACUCAUGUGAUGUAACACUUUCUUUAAAAAAAUUUUUUUUUUUAUUUUGAAUGCAUUUUAGUUUUAUACUUUAGUUUUUAUGAGAAAUAUUUUGUACUUGUUAUUCUUUAGGGUUUGUGAGUGCAUGUAAAGCUGGAUUUCAAUUCUAGUGUUUUAAAUUUCUGUAACUUUAUAGGCAUUGCUUUAUCUUGAACAUAAUAAUUUUAUCUAACAUUUAUUUAGUUGUUUUUUUUUUAAAUUAAAUAAUCUGAGUUGUAGGAGUUAAUAUGAAUCAUUUAUGGUUGAAAAACAAAAUUACCCCUUUCAGACCUUGCAUUCUGUCGGGCAGAUGAAGUUAAGGUCAUCUGUUUCUGUGGCCCAUGGUUAAAGAGGGUAUCAAGUGGCCAGAGCAUGAUGACCAACCACACUUUGUUUUCUCCAACUGAUGUCAGGUACCCAUUAGAAUUGGGUGGACUCUGGAGCACUCUUGCCCAAAAUUCUAAGUCCCAGUCUUUGCGGGGAUUUGAACUUAAGACCCCCCUCAGUUCAGUAUCCAAGCUCCUUACCACUCAGCCAUCAUACACCAAAACCAUAAAGUACUUUGUAGUAUUAUUUUCUUUCAUUUCCUUAUCAUGCAGGUUGCAUCUUUUAAGUUAAGUUGGCCAAUUACAAUGAAUCAAGAGACCUACAUAAGACUUUUUUUUUGUUUUUAAUUUAUUGUAUAUUGUAAGAUAAUAUCAUCCAGAUGACUAUAAUUUUUAGCUUGGACAAUUGUUUUUCAAACUGUGUGUAUGUAUGUUUUUCAAGCAUAUUUUAUUAUUUUAUUAAUGAUAUAUAUAUAUAUAACGUAAUAUUUGACUAGUGCUUCAGUAAUAUCCAACUAGUCAUUUGAAGAGUUUGAUCAGUAGAAUAACUGGAAUGGGUCAAUACACUUCCAUUCUUACUUCUACUAUCUCAGUGUGUACAAGUGACAUGACUCCCAUACAGAUUCUAUGCAGGAAAAGUCAUUUCCUAGCAUGUAGUACUGGAUAUCUGCUUGGUCCAGUGGUAUGUGCUCUUGACUAUCAUUUUGAUAGUCCCGGGUUUGAACCCAGCCCACCCCGCCAUCCUGUGAGAGGUUUGGGCCAGCAUGUAAUCAUUUUCAGCAGUGAAGAAACAUUUGAAGCAUGUGAACAUUUUCUGUGACUUGUCAGAGAGACAAUGAAAUGUAUGGAGGUAACAAGCGUAAGGUGUGUUUAAAGCAAACGUUAGUUUUAAAAGUUUUGUAUGACAAAGUGUGAAUGUGAUGGACUGACUGCAGAAAUGACAUUGGAUUUCUUAUUAUAUGAGAUUGAGCUUUGUGAAAUAAUCGUUUUGUAUAUUUAUAGAACAGAAGCUAUUUGAUGGCUAAUGAUCAGUUUUUAAUGUAUGGUCAAGUGUUUAUUGAUGUAGUAGUUACAAUGCAUUUCUAGCUGUAUGCCUGUAAUAGUCUUAUUGUUAACUCAAUCUCCUACAGAAGGCAGAUGUAAAGUUAAUUUAAAAAGUAUGCCUGUUUAUUUAUAAUAUAUGUCCAGUCUAACAAGGACUCAUGCUAGAUGUAAUUUUGUGGUUGAGAAUGAAGUUUGUUGUCUGUAGGAACUAUUGGAUGAUUUUUUUUUAAAUGUCCUAAAGUUCAGUAAAUUAUAAUCUUCUGUUUUUUAUUUUCAUGACUACAUUAUUGAACAAUGGAGUGACAAAUAAAAGAAAAUCCUUCAA
Molecule: messenger RNA, 3177 nt
Organism: Biomphalaria glabrata
Lineage: Eukaryota; Metazoa; Mollusca; Gastropoda; Planorbidae
Product: protein phosphatase methylesterase 1-like
Exons: 16
Coding region: 247-1395 (382 amino acids)
Biological process (GO): protein demethylation
Molecular function (GO): protein methylesterase activity
Source: RefSeq, a predicted model, not a curated record